GAGUUAUCACAACCUUAAUUGGAAGGCACUAGCUGAAGCUACCCACCCUUGUUUCCAAUCAUUCGGCUUUUCCAAGAUCCCCAAAGUAAAAGCAUUGGGAAUGGCCUCAGGCUUAUCUACCAGGUUUUCUUACCAGAGACUGAAGCAUGAAGAAGGAGCCCAUGAUGAGCAUGAAGCCGAUUGGUUUCCAGGGAGAUCAAGGCCAUGGCCGAGGCUCAGAAGCGUAUCAGUUAAGAUCAAGAGAUUCAGAGUUAAGGUUCCAAGCCUGAGGAGGUAUUUGAGGAGGAAACUGAGGGUUGCUAGGGUUUCGUUUGGGAAGCUGGUGAAGAGGUUGAAGGAGAGUCAAGCUCAUUUCGGUGAUCUUUUCGCUGGGAAUUACAUGUUCAUUCAAGUGAACCCAUCAACCAUGAAAGGUUGCUUAGGGAAACCUUGUGAGGGGUUUGCUCUAACAACCUUGCCUCCUUCUAGGUAUUCCCUCUCUGGAGUUGCUUGAUGUUUUAGGGUUUGAUCUGUGUUACUAUUUAAGAUUCAAGUAUACACAAAGGGAUUUGUGGGAAAAAUAUGAAAUUUUUU
Molecule: messenger RNA, 573 nt
Organism: Hibiscus syriacus
Lineage: Eukaryota; Viridiplantae; Streptophyta; Magnoliopsida; Malvales; Malvaceae
Exons: 1
Coding region: 101-493 (130 amino acids)
Source: RefSeq, a predicted model, not a curated record